Messenger RNA from Alternaria conjuncta, 594 nucleotides. RefSeq lists its product as uncharacterized. Gene Ontology annotation, cellular component: ESCRT III complex; multivesicular body. Gene Ontology annotation, biological process: protein transport; endosome transport via multivesicular body sorting pathway; late endosome to vacuole transport. The transcript is spliced from 4 exons. Lineage: Eukaryota; Fungi; Ascomycota; Dothideomycetes; Pleosporales; Pleosporaceae. Bases 1 to 594 code for a protein of 197 amino acids. The record is from RefSeq and is a predicted model, not a curated record.
AUGUCGGGUCUCGAGAAUGCGCUUUUCAACCUCAAGUUCACGGCCAAGUCGCUGAACAGGCAGGCGCUCAAAGCUGGCAAGGAGGAGCAGGCUGAGAAGACCAAGCUGGAGAAGGCUAUGAAGCAGGGCCACAACGACAUCGCCCGCAUAUACGCCGGAAACGCCAUUCGCAAGCAGAAUGAGAAGCUCAACCUGCUACAACUCGCCUCGCGCGUCGAUGCCGUCGCAGGCCGCGUACAAACCGCCGUCACGAUGCGACAGAUUACAGGCAACAUGAUGAAGGUCAACCGGAGUCUAGACGUAGCUAUGAAGUCUAUGAGUCCCGAGAGGAUCGCCUCGGUCAUGGUCGAUUUCGAGAAGCAGUUCGAAAACGUAGACUCCGCCACCGAACUCUACCAGGACAUUACCUCCUCCGCGACCGCAGUCGGUACACCACAAGAGGACGUAGACCGUCUGAUGGCGCAGGCGGCAGACAAGGCAGGCGUAGAUCUACAACAAGAUCUCCAAGAAGCCACACCGGCAAAGACGAAGGUUGGGCCCACCGAGCAAGAAGAAGAGGCAUUUACCGAGAGGCUGCGUGCUCUGAGGAAUUGA